AUGUCCAGCGUGGUGUUCAUAGUCAUGUUUGUGUCUUUUCACUGCUGUUUAUCAGGCUUUACGUUGGAAACCAGAAUGCUGACAUAUGAUGAGUUCUAUUAUGAGUAUGUGCCUGAUCGCCUGCAGUGGAGCAGUGCAGGGGAACUAUGUAACCAGCGCUCUGGGGCCUUAGCCACAGUUGCCAACUCAGCAGAGAACCAAAACCUAAACAGGUUUUUAAAGUCGAUAAAAAUCUCUCAACCUGUGUGGAUUGACAAGAAAGUCAUGACAUAUCUGACAAGUUCUUCCAGCACUGAUUCAGCACUGAUUCUGGAAUUCAGAGGGCGCUCAGACAGGAAGCAUGCCAGUCUCCUGCACAAGUUCUCCCCCAUGGGCUCAGUGACCGUUUGCACCCGUCUCCGCUUCGAUCCCAACUGCUUUGGAAUUUCCACCAUCUUCUCUUAUUCCAUCCAGUCAUAUAUUAAUGAGUUCCAGCUUCGUGCAAACCUGAUCCAGGGCAAGCCUGUGCAGCUGGCUCUGCUGGUCCAUGGCAUUCAUGGGCCCUACCAAGAAGCGUUUGACCAUGAUGACUUCUGGCACUCUGUGUGCGUUUCUUGGAGCCAGAAUGGUGGACACUGGGCAAUAUAUGCUGAUGGCCUUGGAUAUUCUAGAGGCGACGGCCUAAACAGUUCUGACAGCAUUGGUCCUGAUGGCGUUUUCAUUAUUGGGCAGGAGCAGGACACCUUUGGGGGCUCAUUUAAAAAGGAUGAGUCAUUCUCGGGGAACAUCACAGAGUUACACAUUUGGGACCGGGUACUGAAUAGCAAUGAAAUCUCCACCAUGGAAAAUGAGUGCACGCUCAUUUCCUCUGGGCUGGUGUUCCAGUGGAGUGAAGAAGCCAUGAAAAUAGAGUCCUCCGUUACAAAGCUGUGGAGCGACAUCCCAUGUCAAGGUAACUUCACUGAUUUAGCAAAUCCGCUCCUGACUUCACUCAAGGAUGGAAAUUCGGAUGGAAAUUAUUCACAGAAUCAAACAUUCUCCUUUGAGGUGUUCCACAGCGUUCAGUCUGAAGAGAAUUGUGGCAUAUUUGAUCCCAUUAUUGAAAAUUUGAGUCUAACCAACUGUGACUCAUACAGAGGGUCUGUGUGCCAGUUUAAAAAAGACGUGGUGGAUGUUUUCAGUUUACCAAAUACACCGUUCUUCAAUAGACUGAGCAAGGAUCCUGCGAAUAAAGCUUUGAUGGAGGAGCUGAGCAUCAACACCUCCUGGGAGAAAGAUUUGACUUUGCUGAAUCAGCUGGCCCAGGCUGUCCUGCGUACUGUGGAAGCUGGUGGCCAGGACUCCCUCACCUCUGCUGAUGUCCUCUACCUCUCCGAGAGGAUUGACAUGGCAUCAGUGGCUAGUACUCGCUCUGCUCGACCUGAUGCAGCAGAGGUCGUGGUUUCCAUUGCUACAAACUUCGUGAGGGCAGCAAGUUUGACACUGGCGCCCAGUAUUGCGACAAAGAGGAUGGCCCGGACAGACGAUGGGGUGAGGGCGGCCUUUAAAAUUGUCAAGGAAAUUGACAGUUUGUUUGAAAUGGUGGCUGACUUUGCAACUUUGUUUGGUCAUACAAGAGGCAUCGUUGUUUCUACGGAGAAAAUUGUUAUUUGCAUGAAAUGGCUGCGACUGUCAAAAGAGAACUGUAGUCAAGUCUUCAGUCCAUCUGAGGCCAUCUCCCACGCCAUGAACAUCAGUGUUCAGGAUGGGAUAGUCAUCUCUGAUACUGAACUUCAGAGGAUACGUUCACUUGGAUAUGAGGAAGUGGUGCUCAUUCAUACCCACUAUAGCGAUCUAAAUCUCUCGUAUCUAAGCCCUCUUCAAUCUGGAACACAGGAACCUCCAGUGAGUCAGCCAGACUCAGCUGAAAGCAUUCUCCCAGGUCACCUGUCUUCUGCUGUCAUAUCAGCUACGAUUCGAGAUUCCCUGAAGCGCCAAAACAUCCCUGCGGCCGUCCAGUACACCCUCUCUUCAUCAGAUGUGGUGGAGAAUUCAAAGCGACUUCCUCCUGUUUGUGCCUUUUGGAAUUUCAGCCUGAUGCACAAUCGUACCAAUUGCUGGUCCAAUGUCGGAUGCAGGGUGACCCAUGCGGACUCUGGUGUCACUUCCUGUCUAUGUAACCACACCACCAAUUUUGCAGUGUUGAUGAAUUACCUGGAGUCGAAGUGGAGUCCCGAGGAAGAGCUUAUUUUAACCAAGCUGACAUUCAUUGGCUCUGGUGCGUCUCUGUGUGCACUGGUGGUGACCUUGAUGCUGUUCACUGUGCUGGAUAUCCCAAAAUCUGACAGGACGUCCAUUCAUAAGAACCUAUUCAUUGCUCUGAUCUGUGCCCAGGUGAUUCUGCUCUGCAGCAGCUCAGCCAUUCACAACAAGGUGGCGUGUACACUUGUGGCAGCGCUGCUUCAUCUCUUCUUCAUGGCAGCAUUUAGCUGGAUGCUGGUGGAGGGUCUGCUGCUCUGGAGCAAGGUGGUCGCAGUCAACCUAAGCGAGGAUCGACAUAUGAAAUAUUACUAUCUCAUUGGCUGGGGUCUGCCGGUGCUGAUAGUCACCAUUACACUGGCAUCGGCCUCGGGCAAAUACUCAGCCGACGGCUACUGUUGGCUCAGUGUCCAGAAUGGUGUUAUCUGGGGCUUUGCUGGACCCGUCAUCUUCAUCAUCAUGGUAAAUAUCAUGAUCCUAUCGAGAGUAGUGCUCAUAUCCAUCUCCACAGCUAAGAGAAGGUCCAUCAUGUUGGCCAUGGGCACCAGUCCUGUGGAACAAGCCUAUGAGCAAAUCAGGGCUGCAGUUAAAGCAGUGCUGGUGUUGCUGCCCAUUCUUGGAUUAACAUGGCUGUGCGGCGUCCUGGUGCCUUUUUCCAUUGUCAUGGCCUACAUCUUCAUCCUUCUCAACUCACUACAGGGCCUUUUCAUCUUCCUGAUAUAUGGGGUGUACAACACAGAGGUUCGCAGCACAGUCAACAGGAUCAAGGAGAGGAGAAAAGCGCUUAAUUUUUCAAACUGUGCCAGUUCUCGACCGUCCAGCUCCGUUACCAGCUCUCAUCCCGUCAGUUUCCCUACUGGAUCCAGCCCAAGUCAGGAGGAGGAGACUACCCAGACCUACAUACCAGAAACUGGGAAGGAAGAAGAGAGUAGCACAGGAUCCUCCUCCCUCUGAAGUGGAUGCCUUGCC
Messenger RNA from Solea senegalensis (Senegalese sole), 3186 nucleotides. Its product is annotated as adhesion G-protein coupled receptor D2. Gene Ontology annotation, molecular function: G protein-coupled receptor activity. Gene Ontology annotation, biological process: adenylate cyclase-activating G protein-coupled receptor signaling pathway; cell surface receptor signaling pathway. The record is from RefSeq and is a predicted model, not a curated record. Gene Ontology annotation, cellular component: membrane. The transcript is spliced from 23 exons. The coding region runs from base 1 to 3171 and encodes 1056 amino acids. NCBI's taxonomy places the organism in Eukaryota, Metazoa, Chordata, Actinopteri, Pleuronectiformes, Soleidae.